Nematolebias whitei (Rio pearlfish) is the source of this 891-nucleotide messenger RNA. Its product is annotated as SH2B adapter protein 1. Gene Ontology annotation, cellular component: plasma membrane. Gene Ontology annotation, molecular function: transmembrane receptor protein tyrosine kinase adaptor activity. Lineage: Eukaryota; Metazoa; Chordata; Actinopteri; Cyprinodontiformes; Rivulidae. Gene Ontology annotation, biological process: intracellular signal transduction. The record is from RefSeq and is a predicted model, not a curated record.
AGUUCCCUGCUGCUCCAUCAUGGAUGUGAGGAGUACCACGGCGCUGGAGGUCCCUGAUAAGGAGAACACCUUCCUGCUGCAGCUGGAGACGUUGGCGCAGUACGUGAUUGAGACACGAGACGCUGUUCAGAUGAGGGCGUGGCUCAGCGACAUCAGGAACGGCAUCUGUCUCAGUGAGCAGGACGAUGCAGAGGGGGGGUGUGGGGGACCGCUGGACAUCAGCAGGACGCCAGAGAUUGGAGAGCGUCUUUCUCAAGUGUGUUACGGAGGAAUCGGAGGCUCCUCCCCUCUCAUGGACCCGCUCCCUCCGGAGUUGCCUCCUCGAGCUCCUCUCGACGAACCAGACGGCAGGAUUCUCGGAGCGGGCGGGGCUAGUCUGGGCACACCUUUUGCAGAGACGCCAGAUGCCACAGGUUCCUUCCUGUUUUCUGACGUGGGCCCAGCCGAGACCGUGGAGCACCCGCUCAGCGAGUGUCAGUGGUUCCACGGGACCCUAUCGCGCCUCAAAGCGGCCCAGUUGGUUCUGGCCGGAGGCCCGUCGAGCCACGGCGUGUUCCUGGUCCGGCAGAGCGAGACACGGCGUGGAGAGUACGUCCUCACCUUCAACUUCCAGGGCAAGGCCAAGCACCUCCGUCUGUCCCUGAACGAGGACGGGCAGUGCCGAGUGCAGCACCUAUGGUUCCAGUCCAUCUUCGACAUGUUGGAGCACUUCCGGGUCCACCCCAUCCCCCUGGAGUCCGGCGGCGCCUCUGACGUCACGCUCAUCAGCUUCGUGGGCGCCACCGCCGUCCGACAGCCAGGCCGGGACCGGGCGGGUAGUCGGCCUGCGGUCUGUGAUGUCAUCACCACGCGCCAUCCCGACUCUCCAUCAACCCCCAUCUCUGACUGUGU